Molecule: messenger RNA, 2087 nt
Organism: Mus pahari (shrew mouse)
Lineage: Eukaryota; Metazoa; Chordata; Mammalia; Rodentia; Muridae
Gene: Apbb1
Product: amyloid beta precursor protein binding family B member 1
Exons: 8
Coding region: 128-1684 (518 amino acids)
Biological process (GO): regulation of DNA-templated transcription
Cellular component (GO): cytoplasm; nucleus
Molecular function (GO): amyloid-beta binding; transcription factor binding
Source: RefSeq, a predicted model, not a curated record
CGCGGCCUGCGCGCUCCUGGGCGGGGGAUGUUGUGAUGGAGAAGCUGCGGUGUUGCCGGAGCCCUGCAGCUUGAGCUACCUUCGCCACCUGGGCCUGGGGCUUCGCCGCGCAGGAUCUACCAAGGCCAUGUCUGUUCCAUCAUCCCUGAGCCAGUCGGCCAUUAACGCUAACAGCCACGGAGGCCCUGCACUCAGCUUUCCCUUACCCCUGCACGCUGCCCAUAACCAGCUGCUCAACGCCAAGCUGCAAGCCACAGCUGUGGUACCCAAGGACCUGCGAAGUGCUAUGGGUGAGGGUAGUGUGCCUGAACCAGGCCCUGCCAAUGCCAAGUGGUUAAAGGAAGGCCAGAACCAGCUUCGGAGGGCUGCCACAGCCCACCGAGACCAGAACCGAAAUGUGACCUUGACCUUGGCGGAGGAGGCCAGCCAGGAGGCUGAGACAGCACCUUUGGGUCCCAAAGGCUUAAUGCAUCUAUACUCUGAGCUGGAGCUCUCGGCCCACAAUGCAGCCAACCGAGGGCUUCAUGGAUCCGCCUUGAUCAUCAACACCCAGGAACAGGGACCAGAUGAAGGAGAGGAGAAGGCAGCAGGAGAGGCUGAGGAGGAUGAUGAAGAAGAAGAGGAAGAGGAUGAGGAGGAGGACUUGUCUUCUCCUCCAGGGCUACCUGAGCCUCUGGAGAAUGUGGAAGUCCCCUCUGGGUCCCAGGCCCUCACAGACGGCCCCCGGGAACAUAGCAAGAGUGCUAGUCUCCUAUUUGGCAUGCGAAACAGUGCAGCCAGUGAUGAGGACUCAAGCUGGGCCACCUUAUCACAGGGCAGCCCCUCCUAUGGCUCCCCGGAGGACACAGAUUCCUUCUGGAACCCCAACGCUUUCGAGACGGAUUCCGAUCUACCGGCUGGAUGGAUGAGGGUACAGGACACCUCAGGGACCUACUACUGGCACAUCCCAACGGGGACCACCCAGUGGGAACCCCCAGGCCAGGCCUCCCCCUCACAGGGGAGCAGUCCCCAAGAAGAGUCCCAGCUCACCUGGACUGGCUUUGCUCACCAAGAAGGCUUUGAGGAAGGAGAGUUUUGGAAGGAUGAACCCAGUGAGGAGGCCCCAAUGGAGUUGGGACUGAAAGACCCUGAGGAGGGGAUGGAAUUCCCAGCACCAAAGAAUGAGCUGGUGCAGAAGUUCCAAGUCUAUUACCUGGGGAACGUGCCAGUUGCUAAACCUGUUGGGGUAGAUGUGAUCAAUGGGGCCCUGGAGUCAGUCCUGUCUUCCAGUAGCCGUGAGCAGUGGACUCCAAGUCAUGUCAGCGUGGCCCCUGCCACCCUCACCAUCUUGCACCAGCAGACAGAAGCGGUGCUGGGGGAGUGUCGGGUGCGGUUUCUCUCCUUCCUGGCUGUGGGCAGAGAUGUGCACACAUUCGCAUUCAUCAUGGCUGCCGGCCCAGCCUCCUUCUGCUGUCACAUGUUUUGGUGUGAGCCCAAUGCUGCCAGCCUCUCAGAGGCCGUGCAGGCUGCUUGCAUGCUCCGCUACCAGAAGUGUCUGGAUGCUCGCUCCCAGACCUCCACCUCCUGCCUCCCAGCACCCCCUGCGGAGUCGGUUGCGAGACGUGUAGGGUGGACUGUCCGCAGGGGUGUUCAGUCGCUGUGGGGUUCCCUCAAGCCCAAACGUCUAGGAUCCCAGACCCCAUGAAGAACUCCCAUCUUCCCUCUGCCUGCUUGUUUGGGGCCCCAGGGAACUCAAGGGUUUGGGGCAGGUAGGGGCUGUGGAUAUUCUUCCUACACCCCACAGCCCCUGGGCUGCCCUUCCUCAGUAGCUGGGGUUCCCUACCUAGGGGCUGGGAGAGAGAAAUUGAAUUCCUUCACAGAAGUCAUUACACUGGACUGAUGACAUGAGGGGCCAGAAGCAAAGCCAGCCUUAGGUUCUCCAUCCCCAGUGUUUGAGGUGGAGCAGGAGGAACUGGUCCAAGCCUGGUCCCAUCCUCAAAGGCCCAGCAGGGGCAGGAGAGGACUGGUCUCAUGGAUCCCCUCUCCACUGUUCUGCGGGCACCUCCGCUGUACUGAUAUCACUAAUAAAGUCUGUCUGCGCUGCUGUG